Messenger RNA from Phalaenopsis equestris, 333 nucleotides. RefSeq lists its product as uncharacterized. Lineage: Eukaryota; Viridiplantae; Streptophyta; Magnoliopsida; Asparagales; Orchidaceae. The coding region runs from base 43 to 297 and encodes 84 amino acids. The transcript has a single exon. The record is from RefSeq and is a predicted model, not a curated record.
UCCGGUGCUUUCUCUCUCUACUCCUCGUUCUCUCCUCCGGCCAUGGCGAAGUACGUGGAGCUUUUCGACAUGGGCGCGAGAAUAGCAGCUCGAUUCCAUUCCCACUGCCCCCACACCGCACGCCUCUACUAUCACCCCCCCACCCCCGCUUCGCCCACCGCCGAAGAUGCAGAAAUCGCCGGAACCACAACCAGCGCCUCCGCCGCCGCCGCAAAAGCUCCGGCGAAAGGAUUUUGCAGUAAAAACGCCGCCUUUGAAUCAUGGCCGGCGGAUAUAAUACUUUCUGCUGCUCUUUGAAAGUCUGUUGGUGUGAGUUCAGGGAUAAAGAAGAGA